ACACCGCCCAGUGGGAACGAACAUGAUAAUCCAUCGAUUCUGGGCUGUCCGCGAAGCAAGGGAGAAAAAACAGCUGAAAAGUUUGGGAGCGAGAGGGUAACAAACCGUGCCAGGUGCUUUAAAAGACAAGAUUGAAGCUUUUUGGGCUCUUUGCCCCAAAUUUGGAUUACGAUAUGGACGCUUUGAAAUCGGCUGGAAGGGCAAUUAUUCGGAGCCCCAGUCUUGCAAAACAGUCAUGGGGUGUGGGCAGGCAUAAAAAGCUGCCGGAGAACUGGACGGACACGCGGGAGACCCUGCUGGAGGGCAUGGUGUUCCAGCUCAAGUACCUGGGCGUCACGCUGGUGGAGCAGCCCAAGGGGGAGGAGCUGUCCGCCGCCGCCGUCAAGAGGAUCGUCGCCACGGCCAAAGCCAGCGGUAAGAAGCUCCAGAAGGUGACGUUAAAGGUCUCCCCGCGAGGCAUCAUCCUCUACGACUACGCCUCCGGCCAGCUGAUAGAGAACAUCUCCAUAUACAGGAUAUCUUACUGCACAGCCGACAAGAUGCACGACAAAGUCUUUGCCUACAUCGUCCAGAGCCAGCAGAACGAGACCCUGGAGUGUCAUGCCUUCCUCUGUACCAAGAGGAAAGUGGCCCAGGCGGUGACUCUAACCGUGGCACAAGCCUUCAGAGUGGCGUUUGAAUUCUGGCAGGCUGCCAAAGAAGAGAAGGAGAAGCGGGUCAAGUCUGGCUCGGAUGGGGAGGGAGCCAGCAGUUCCCAGUCUGAGAGCUCUGCAAGCCUGGCCAGUCUGAAAGGAGGAGAGGUGGCCACAGGGAACCUUCUGGACCUGGCGGAGGGGGCCAACAUGGCACUGGUUCACUCAGGGAGCGAGGCGGACUCGUUCACGGUGCACAAUCACGCCACAGAGAACAACAACAUUGUCUGGGAGCUCGAGGACGGCCUGGAUGAAGCGUUCUCAAGACUCGCUGAGUCUCGCAAUAACCCCCAGGUCCUGGACAUUGGGGUAAACCCUCAGGACUUGAACACUGAAGAGUGCCUGUCCCCUAGCAACUGGGACAAAACAGAUGGAGACAAUGCUGAGAAAGACGACAUGUUCGGCUUCUAAAAGGAGAAACGAACGCAGCCACGGAGAGGAAGUAGAAGAAGAAGAAAGGGAGAGUGCAGGAAACUAGAGAGAUGCGGAUGAAAGGAAAAGAGGGGAUGAGGGAGACUGGUAGCAUCAAUGGUGUUUUGGACUUCAGACCUCGUAGUGGUGCCACCUGGUGGCUGAGGAAGUUAUGGUGUCUAACUGACCAAGGGAGGCCAGAACCUGAUGGCCCCAAGAACUCAGACCAAAGCAAUAUCAACUCCAUGUGUCAUUUGUUUUCUUCCUAAACCAUAGCAUCAUCAUUUUGUUACAGUACACCACAAAUUAAAUGUCAUUUUUGGUUGCCCACUGUAUGUUAUGCUAUGUACUGUUUGUAUUUUAGUACACCAAAUGAUGUAUUUGUAUGUAUAUAAACAAUAGGGAGGUGUGGAGGAAAGGUUUAUCACUAAGGCACCAUUUCACAUGGAUACAUCAACAUGGAUUUAAAUGUCAAGACAUCCCUGGUCAGUGUGUGAUGUAUAACUUCCAGAAGGGUUUUGUUGUGAUGUUUCCAUUAGUAUCUGUGGAUGGAGGUGUGACUUACUCAAAGGGACAGUGUCACUGGUGAUUGAUGUGAAGCCAGUGAGUAAAGCCAAAAAUGAGCAGGGAACAAAUGUGGUUCCUGUCAUCUGCUCUGCUCUGGGCUCGGUGGUCUGCCUCUUGGGCAUAAAGGCUUUAAGAAAAUGUACUCGCAGUGUGCAGUAUUGUAUGACUAUUAAUUGAGUGUGUGGACGUGAGUGUGUUUAUGUGUAUAAAAAAAGACAAUCAUAUUUUUUUCUAUUGCAAGAUCUAUUUUUGCACUCUUCAUUCCUAUCCAAAGCACAUAAUUUCAUGUUUGGGGGGGGGGGGGGGGGACGAGACAACGACAUUAAUUUACCAUCAAGCUCACUACUGUAUGUAGGCCUACCAUUGUUUUGUUUGAUAAUGUUGCUUACAAAUAUUUGACUAGUUAACAUCGUGGGGGUGGGGGAAAGGACAUGUGGGUUGAUGUUUUUGAUAAGAUCACAGUGUUACUUUUUACAAUUUUGUUACAGUUUGAAAUUAAUUUAAAUACUUUCAUUGAAUAUGUAGCACCCAUAUACGGUAGAUUUCAAUAAAAGAUAUAUUAUAAGUGCGUCCCGUGAACAAAAAAAAAACA
Molecule: messenger RNA, 2262 nt
Organism: Hypomesus transpacificus
Lineage: Eukaryota; Metazoa; Chordata; Actinopteri; Osmeriformes; Osmeridae
Gene: ldlrap1b
Product: low density lipoprotein receptor adaptor protein 1b
Exons: 9
Coding region: 174-1103 (309 amino acids)
Cellular component (GO): early endosome
Source: RefSeq, a predicted model, not a curated record